UCUCGUAGCCACUGCAUCCUCCUACUCGCUCCUGAACUUUAAACCGUGCUCCGGAGAACAACCUGGAGGAGGGGGAUUUCUCAGGAGCCAGCGUCUUUCUUUCGCACGCUCAGGACUGUCACAUGCUGGCUCCCAGUGUUCCCUGCCAUCCAGAAGAUGCUGCGCACCAGCUACCCAGACUUGCUGCCGAGCCCAAUGCCGCUCCCCGGGUGGUAGCGUGGGCGGGGCACAGGAGGGGCGGAGCGUGGGCCGCGAAAGCAGAUGCGCGAGGACACCCAGUCCCUGCGCCCCCGGAGAAGGCAGUGGCAAGAGCCUACGUCAGCCGUGGGAAAUCCCCUUACCGCGCUGCGCUGGUGGGGUCUGCGUUGGGCUCCUUGGGCGCUCCGCCCCCUUUCCCUGGUUCCUGUACUCAGGACUGAAGACGCCGGGAGAUUUGUAGAACUAAGAGGGUGGAAAGGUGUGAGCGGCAAAGCAGAGGAGGGCGAGAAGGAGGAGGUGGCCCCCGGGGGUGGUCUGACGGACCCAGGAGUCCUGCUGGCAGAAGACUGGCUGGCGGGCUGGCUGGCUGCAGCAGCCUCGGGUCCGGACACGCAGAGUGGAGUGGAGCCAUGGCCUCUGGUGGUUAUAACCCAUAUAUAGAGAUAAUUGAACAACCCAGGCAGCGGGGAAUGCGUUUUAGAUACAAAUGUGAAGGGCGAUCGGCAGGCAGCAUUCCAGGGGAGCACAGCACAGACAACAACCGAACAUACCCAUCUAUCCAGAUUAUGAACUAUUGUGGAAAAGGAAAAGUGAGAAUUACAUUGGUAACAAAGAAUGAACCAUUUAAACCUCAUCCACAUGAUUUAGUAGGAAAAGACUGCAGAGAUGGCUACUAUGAAGCAGAAUUUGGACAAGAACGCAGGCCUUUAUUUUUUCAAAAUUUGGGUAUUCGAUGUGUAAAGAAAAAAGAAGUAAAAGAAGCUAUUGUUUCAAGAAUAAGUGCAGGAAUCAAUCCUUUUAACAUCCCCGAACCACAGCUGCUUGAUACUGAAGAUUGCGACCUCAAUGUGGUGAGAUUAUGUUUUCAAGUUUUCCUUUAUGAUGAGCAUGGUAAUUUGACGACCACUCUACCUCCUGCUGUCUCUAACCCUAUUUAUGACAACCGUGCUCCUAAUACUGCAGAGUUAAGGAUUUGUCGUGUAAACAAGAACUGUGGAAGUGUCAGAGGAGGAGAUGAAAUAUUUCUACUCUGUGACAAAGUUCAGAAAGAUGACAUAGAAGUUCGGUUUGUGCUGAAUGACUGGGAAGCAAAAGGUAUCUUUUCACAAGCUGAUGUCCACCGUCAAGUAGCCAUUGUUUUCAAGACCCCACCAUAUUGCAAAGCUAUAACGGAACCAGUAACAGUAAAAAUGCAGCUGCGGAGACCUUCUGAUCAGGAAGUUAGCGAGUCUAUGGAUUUUAGAUAUCUGCCAGAUGAAAAAGAUACUUAUGGCAAUAAAGCGAAGAAACAGAAAACAAAUAUACUUUUCCAGAAACUGUGGCAAGAUUGUGCAGUUAAUUUUCCUGAAAGACCUAGACCUGAUUCCCUAGGACCAACUGGCGAAGGAAGAUUCAUUAAAAAAGAAUCCAACUUGUUUUCUCAUGGCGCAGCUUUGGCAGAAAUGCCCAGGCCUUCAGGAGUUUCAAGUCAAGGAGAACCCUACUAUUCCCCAAAUGUACCCAUGUCCGGUGCAUUGCCACAUCAUCCUUCAGCCAUACCCGCAAUGGUACCUCAGUCUUCUUCAAGCUGGUCUUCCGUGGCCCACCCCACCUCAUGCUCAGUCAAUACAAAUCCACUGAGUAGUUUUUCAACAGGGACACUUUCCUCUAAUUCACAGGGUAUCCCACCAUUCCUGGAAAUGCCUCUUGUGAGUGAGUUGAAUAAUGCUUCCAAUCCUUGCCUUUAUAACAGUACUAACAAUAUAGGCAGAAUGGAAGCAUCACCCAUGUCAGCUGACUUAUAUAGUAUUUCUGAUGCCAACAUGCUACCCAACUGCCAUAUGAAUAUGAUGACGCCCAGUAAUGACAGCAUUAGGGAAACCGAUAAUACGAGACUUGUGAGCAUGAACAUCGAAAGCCCCUCGUGUAACUCAGUGUUAGACCCAAGAGACUUGAGACAGCUCCAUCAGAUACCCUCUUCCAGCCUAUCAGCAGGUGCCAGUUCCAGUGCUGCUGCGUUUGUUUCACAAUCAGAUGCAUUUGAGGGAUCUAACUUCAACUGUACAAAUAACAGCAUGAUAAAUGAGUCAGGGUCUUCUAACGGUGCUAAUGCAAACAGUCAUGGUUUUGUUCAAAGUCAGUAUUCAGGUAUUGGCACUAUGCAGAAUGAGCAGUUGAGCGGCUCAUUUGAGUUAGACUUUUUUCCCAGUUAACUUGUAAGAUUUAAAUAGUGAUUCAAGAUUUAAAUCUUUUUACGUGUUUGCAAUGAUUUUAAUGUUAUCUGCAUAGGUGCAGUAUUUUAUAUUUCUCUGAUUGAGACUAUAACAGGAAGAUUUGGGGGUUUAGUGGUGUAGUGGUUUUAUGAAACUCACCCAGUUUGGGUGUAUAGGAGAGUUCUUUGACAGUCAGUCCUGGCUCUGGAGCUCCUAAAAUUUUUCAGGAUGUAAAUAAAAGAUGAAUGUUCAGUGCUGAAGUUACCACUGAAGGAGAGGGAUGAACUCAUUUUCCAACUUCAUGAAGAGCUGGGGAAAGUUCAUCAUUUACAGACGAUUGUUACUUCAAGAACAGAUAAACCCACACAAACUGAACUUCCAGACUACCUGCGGUGUGGAAUCCUACGCGCACUGCACACUUACUUAAACUAGUGCGCACUUCAGCCUACACGCAGUCAUUAUUGAGCAUUGGAAGUGUAUAAAUGAAUCUGUGCCAUGCUAAAUAUUGAAUAAAAUCAGUUUUUCUGUAUUAAAAAAAAAAACUUUGAGUAUGUAGAAUACAAAGUUGGAAACUGCCAGAAAGGGUGCUUUCCAGAACAGGAAUUUAACAGGGUUUUUAGUGUUUUCUUCUUUUGAAACAUGUGACCUGACACUGUGUGAUAGGAAUUCUGUCUUUAGGGUUUCACCAUGUUCCCUCAGAACAAAGUGAAGAGAACAUUAGCUCCAGCUUUUCCAAAUAUGCUUUUUUAUAUUUCUUUUGUGACGUAUUAAUGUAUUCCUAGUUAAAUGAAUUGAUAUUUGCUUUUGAGCAAAUUUAAGGUAAAACUUGUAAUGGCUAUGUCAUUGGAAAAAUUCCUUGUUAUUUUUGAGGACCAUGAGCUAAGGUGACCCCUAAGGGGUUUUUCCGAGGCAUUUUGGAAUUUCUUAGAUUUAUAUGUAAAUCAAAAUUUUUUUAAAAUGCUAAGUUUUAUCCAGGCCCUUUCAAGGUAUGGGGGGUUCAAGUCUACUUUUGGACUAUUUAAAUCCAUACUUUUAAAAUUGCUGAUGAUUUUCAGGCUACACCCAUGUUUUUAAGGGGAAGAAAUUUCCUUGGAUCUCUUCUCUUUCUUAUGUGUCCUCACUCACUGUGAUCUCACCCAGUUUCAUGCUGUCAACUCUGAAAUUUUGUCUCUAGCGUAGACCUGUCCUCUGAACUCCAGGUUUGGAGUUUACCCAUGUGUACAAAACUGCUUAUUUGACAUCUGUACCUAGAAAUCUAACUAAAGCUCAGACUCAACAUGUCCUUGAUCUUCCCUUCCAAACUUGCUUCUCUUUCAGUCUUCCCCCAACUUAGUAAAUGGCAGUGCCAUGCUUCUGGUUGCUCGGGUCCAAAACCAUGGAGUCAGCCUUGAUUCUUUUUUUCUGUUAUCUCCCAUAUCUUAAUCUAUCAGCUAAUCUGGUAAGUUCUACCUUCAGAAGAUAUCCAAAGCUGACCACCUCUUUUGACCUCUACUAUUAACAUCCUGUUCCAAGCCACCAUCAUCUCUGCCUGGAUUGAAGCUAUAUCCUCCAAAAACCCUCUUUACAUCCUUGUACCCUUAUAGUCUAUUCUCCCUAAAGUAGCCAGAAUGAUUAUUUUUAAGCCAAGUCAAAUCCUUUCAUUCAGUUGGUCAGAACCAUCCAGUGGCUCCCCAUCUCAGAGUAAAGACCAAAGUCCUUAACAUUAGCAUGCCCUCACUCCCUCUCCUACCUCAUCUGCUACCAUUUUCCCCUCUUCGUUCAGCUCCAGGUACUCUGACUUCAGGGCUCCUCUUCAAAAACACCAAGUAUUCCCCCGCUUCAGAGACUUCAUACUUGGUGUUCUCUCUGCCUGACUGGUUUUCUCUCAGGUGUGUGCAGAGCUCAUUCCGCACAUCCUUCAGUCUCACUCUACUGUCACCUGAUCAAAGCCUUUCUUGACACUAUAUCUAUCAGCUCUCCAUGUCCCCCCUCCUUUAUAUUUUCCCAUAGGACUUACCUAAGCAAUCAUUUGUUUACUACUUGUUUUCUUACAUUGAAAUACAAGCUUCAUGAGGGCAGGAAUAUUUGUGUUUUGUUUGUUGAAUACAGUUUGUAGAACAGUGCCUGCCUGAUAGUAAGUAAUCAGUAAAUACUUAUUGAACAUUCAAAGUAGUAAUGACACAGCUUUGGUUUUUGAAAUAAAUAGCUUUAAUUAUUAGAUGUUCAUGAUUUUUAUAGUUCUGUUGAAUGUAACAUCCGGCUUAUGUCAGAAUCACACAUUCAGGACAAGGAUUAAUAAUGAUAAUUCGAAUUGUUGGGAAGCAAAGUAAUCCCAGUAGAAAAAUGAUGUUGGAAUUUGGGCACAACCUUUAUUGUGAUGGAAUUGUCUUGAUGCUAAGUAACUUAUUAAAGACCUACUUUAUUUUACAACUAGAACCUACCAUAAAUGUUAAGCAUAUUCUCAGCUAGGAACAUGGCAUUUCACUCAUAUACCAUCCAAAUAAACCAUAAAUUUACUGGAACAAUUAAAACUAGUUAAUUUGGUUAAAAUAGAGAAUGCAUGAAUGUCAUAUAAAUAAAAAUUCUGAAUUGAAUGAUACUGGGAAAUGGAAGGAAACCAAGAUAAGAUUUGGGGUCAGAAUAUUUAGGGAGCAAAAGAAAAAGAUUAAAUACUGUUAUUGUUUUUCAGAAAUUAUGAUUUCAAAAUGAAACACUUCUGUUACAUAAUUUUGAAAUCAUAAGCACACCACAUACUUCAGUAGAACUUACCAAGGAGAAAGAAAAAUCUGGACACAAUUUCCUACCUGUUAAAAAAUAUGAACCCAAGAUAUUUUCAGAUAGUGGUUAAUAGGUGGUAUAGUUUUUUAAAAAUAUAGAAUCCUAUAAUUUUAUAUUAAUUUAGCAUCAAUCAGUUAAACACUGUUGGAAAAUCUAAAUGGAUUUUUAAAAUUAGAUGAGCAAUUGAUUUGCAGUUUUUCUGUGUAUACCGAAGUAAGGUAGUGCUACAUCUGUGAUGAAAGGUAUUUUUCCUAGAAUUUAUUUUAGAACUUAAAAAUAUUUUGACAGCUUCUUCUCUAUCUCUGAAUGUGUUUACACUUUCACCUGUUCUUGUAACAUCCCACUCUAAGUUUCUGAGAAAAAGGUGGACCUUAUGCCUUUCUAAACUCUACUUAUAUACUGGACCCCCUCCCCCCGCCUUUCUCUUCCAUUUCUUCUCCUGUUUCCUUACCCUCACUUCAGCAUUUAGUGUCUUUUUUUGUAUUAAUGUGGUAAACAUCUUUUCUAGCUUAAAAGGAAAGAUGUCAUCCUCUCCUGCCAUCCUCACACCCCUUUCCUACCCAUCCAGACUUUACAAAGUGCUUUCAGUUUCCAUUUCUUCACUUCCCAGUCAUUUUUUACCCUAUCAUCUCUCUCUCUAUCUCCUACUAUUUUCUUACAAUAUUGUGGGAAAAGUAACUAGAGACACCCUCCCUUGUUAAUUUUUUUCUGCUUGAACCAUCUGUAACCUUCCAUCCCAUUGACCAUUCCCUCCUUGGAUGUCCUCCACGUUCCUAUGGAAGACAAGAUUCUUCUCUGAGGUUGACUUCCCCCCACCCCCAAUCUCAGCAGGGCCCCAGUUGGUGCUAUUUUACCCCCAGGGUGACCGUAUCAAUGCCCACAGCUUCAGCCUUCUCUCACACAAUCAGAAUAUGAUUGGCUCCUCCUUCUGCACAUUCUUUCACUAAUGGCAUUACCAUUUACCCUACCAUCCAUGCUAUUUAAAAGCAACUUCACAUUCAUACUUAGUCAUCAAGUCCUUUUAAGUCUACCUUUAAAAAAUCUCUUGCAUUUGUCCCUCCAUUCCUGCUAAGUUCUUAGUGUAGGCCUUCACUCUUCUCCCCCAACAAGAAUCUCUUUUCCAUAUGCUCCAGUUAAAAAUAACACUCCAUUCUUCCUUAUUCCCUAUUACAUAGUUGUCAUUCCUCGAAAAAAUUUUAUCAGGCUGCUGGGCCUCCAUGCUUUUAACAUGUUCCCACUCCACCUGUGUUCUCCUGCAACCAUAUCACAUAGUCUUUAAGACUGGGCUUAAAGUUUCUCCUCUGUGAAACUUGGUCUUGCCUGCCUUGUUGAGGUACAGCUUUGUACACACCCCUGUGGCAGAACUACGCGCUGAAUUAAAGUCAUUUAAGUUUGUCUCUUUCAGCACCAAUUAUGCCAGGGACUGUGCACAGUCCCUGGCAUAAUUGGUGCUGAAUAAAUGGUACUAUUAUUAGGGAGUCAAGGGUGAAACUGACAUAGGAGUGAGUAUAAAAAUGUGGACACGUAUGUGGUUCUUAAAGGGAAAGGUACUUAACCUGAAAGGAAAAGCAGCGAUGCCAAGAUUAUCAAGCUUGUGAAAUAGUUCACCCUCUGUCUCCAUAUUGUCAACUAUAUUAGGCAGAAAUUUACAGUUGUUAGGAUUGUUUCAUAUGUCUGAUUUUGCUGCUUUGCGGCAGGUUUAAUUUCAGUCCUCCCCACGUGCAUUCACCCUGCCCCUCACCCUUGCACAGACACUGGAGUAUUCAUGUAAUCAAUCACAUCACAUUUCUUACAGUCUAAUUUGCAAAGCACCAUGUUU
Molecule: messenger RNA, 6966 nt
Organism: Phyllostomus discolor (pale spear-nosed bat)
Lineage: Eukaryota; Metazoa; Chordata; Mammalia; Chiroptera; Phyllostomidae
Gene: REL
Product: REL proto-oncogene, NF-kB subunit
Exons: 11
Coding region: 609-2390 (593 amino acids)
Biological process (GO): non-canonical NF-kappaB signal transduction; canonical NF-kappaB signal transduction; response to cytokine
Cellular component (GO): cytoplasm
Molecular function (GO): RNA polymerase II cis-regulatory region sequence-specific DNA binding; DNA-binding transcription factor activity, RNA polymerase II-specific
Source: RefSeq, a predicted model, not a curated record